AUGUCUGUACAGAGUUCAAUAUUAAAUGUCUGGAAUCGGACAGCUACGGUCUUAAACCAUUCCCUUAACCUCAAAAACGUCGUCAAAUAUGGACGAAUAAGGAAGCCGGUCUUCGAACUAGAGUCUAGAGUUCGACUGGAAACACGCCGGAAAUUUUCCAGUCUAUCUGACGUGAUUGUCAAGUCAGAAGAAAAUCCCGCUGUCUCAAAAGCAGAGUACGUUCCUGCUCGGUUUUCUUCGAUAAAAAUGAUUGAUGAACAGACUCAGCGGGCCCUUAAGCAAGUGUUUAAGUAUGAAAAUAUGUCGAAAGUUCAGGACGCUGUUUUGUCGAUGUCGCCUGUCACCGGAGAUUUAUUCGUCAAAGCGAAGACGGGAACAGGAAAAACUCUAGCUUUUCUUAUUCCUGCUAUCCAGACAGCAUUGAGAACGGAAGAUAGGCGGGACAGAGGAAGGCGAGUCUCGAUUUUGGUGAUCUCGCCUACACGUGAACUAGCAAUGCAAAUUGCAGAGGAAGCAAGGAAGAUCACAUAUUUUCAUAACUUCGAAGUUCACUGUUUAGUGGGUGGUGAGCCAAAGGGCAGGCAAAUAAGAGACUUGUUGAGAAAACGGGUGGAUAUCGUCGUCGGUACACCUGGUAGACUGACUGAUCUAAUAGAAAGUGUUCAGGACUUUAGACGACAGUGUGAAGGUAUUAAAACGUUGGUUCUUGACGAGGCCGAUCAGCUUCUCGACAUGGGAUUCCGGCAAGAUAUUGAAAGAUUAGUUGAAUUUUACCCCAAAGAUAGACAGACCUUCCUUUUUUCGGCUACGAUAUCGCCAGAAAUACGUGAAAUUUCUCGAUUCGCUCUUAGAAAAGAUUACACUUUUAUUGAUACGGUAGAUCCCAAUGAUGUGAAUACAAAUAUACAAGUAAAGCAGUCGUACAUAGCUUGUCCUUGGGAAUCUCACAUUCCCACUUUAAGACAUAUUAUUAGAGAUCACAAAAAGCAACACCAGAACGCUAAAAUAAUUGCCUUUCUCCCGACAAGAUUAGGGACUCAGUUAUAUGCAGAGCUUUUCCGUAUGCUAGAUGAAGUUAGUGUUUUUGAGAUACAUUCUGGAAAGGCUCAGGAUCAAAGGUCUAGAGUGUCAGAGCGUUUUAGGAAAGCACCACGGAAUGCAAUGCUUGUAACUUCAGAUGUAUCAGCUCGUGGAGUAGACUAUCCUGGUGUGACUUUAGUGUUGCAAAUAGGUGCACCUUCGUCGAAGGAACAAUACAUACAUCGGUUGGGACGAACGGGACGCGCUGGGAAGGAAGGAAAAGGAAUCUUGGUUCUGGCGCCAUUUGAAAAGAAAUUCUUGCGUGAAGUUAGCAGUCUUCCAUUACAGGAAAUAUCGUUUCCAGAAAUAAAUAAAGAGGAUCCGAGCAUUGAAAAUGUAAUACAACGGCUCGAUGCUGAUAUGGUAGAUUCAGCUUUUCGGGCCUUCCUAGGAUAUUAUGUAGGGAAAUCCGACGUGAUAGGUGCUCGAAAAGAAACCGUCCUGGAUGCUGGAGCCGAAUUUGCUGCAGCUUUCGGGCUUAACCCUCCACCGCAUAUAAGUCCUAGGCUAAGACAAGCAUUGGGUUUUACCGAUAGUAGACGAUCUUCUGGUCGUGGUGCCAGCUCCGAACGCCGUUCUGGCUUCCGCUCGAGUAUAGACCGCCGAGGUGGGUAUAAUGAUAGAGAUAGUCAUCGAAGUAGGAGUUAUGGUGGCCGCGACGACUAUGGUGGCCGCGGGAACUAUGGUGGUGACUCCGGUGGCCGCGGUGACUAUGGUGGUGACUACGGUGGCCGCGGUGACUAUGGUGAUCGGAGCGGUUUUGGGAGCAGGAGUUCGCGCUCCUCUAUUAGACACACAUAUUAA
Molecule: messenger RNA, 1884 nt
Organism: Paraglomus brasilianum
Lineage: Eukaryota; Fungi; Glomeromycota; Glomeromycetes; Paraglomerales; Paraglomeraceae
Source: the annotation of a GenBank genome assembly